Molecule: messenger RNA, 2478 nt
Organism: Cercocebus atys (sooty mangabey)
Lineage: Eukaryota; Metazoa; Chordata; Mammalia; Primates; Cercopithecidae
Gene: PRKCSH
Product: protein kinase C substrate 80K-H
Exons: 18
Coding region: 533-2137 (534 amino acids)
Biological process (GO): liver development; N-glycan processing
Cellular component (GO): glucosidase II complex
Molecular function (GO): calcium ion binding; protein binding
Source: RefSeq, a predicted model, not a curated record
GGGGCGGUCCCAACAGAGGGGCGGGACAGAGCCGCGCUACAGGACAGACGAUCUGGGCACUUUGGGGUCACGUGCUCAUUCCGUUUCCUUACCCUCGCCCCCCGCAACCUUAUCCCGCCCCUGGGGGUUCGUGGGCAUUUUUCAGGAACUUUCUUUCCGGCUUGAGAAGCCGCCACUCCCAAGAUGGAGGUACGUUGCGCCGCCAUUAAGAGCUAGCCCUCAGAACCAUCCUCUCUAAGGCUUCACAGUCCUGCCCAAGAUGGCCGUCUCGGCUUUGGCACCGCCCCUACUCCUGACUCUCCCAACAUGGCUACCCUGACUCCCCGUUCGCGGUGCGGGACGUACGACCGGAAGUGACGGGUCCAGGCAGUUCCGCUUUCUUUCUGCAGCAGGAACCGUGGCUGCCGGACAAGAGGGGCGCGGUGGAUACUGACCUUUGCUCCGGCCCCGUGUAGCGUGAAGACACAGCGCGUCUUCCCGCUGUCGGCUUCCUCCCACAGAACCCGUUUCGGGCCUCAGAGCCUCUGGCGAGAUGCUGCUGCCGCUCCUUCUGCUACUACCCAUGUGCUGGGCCGUGGAGGUCAAGAGGCCCCGGGGCGUCUCCCUCACCAAUCAUCACUUCUAUGAUGAGUCCAAGCCUUUCACCUGCCUGGACGGUUCGGCCACCAUCCCAUUCGAUCAGGUCAACGAUGACUAUUGCGACUGCAAAGAUGGCUCUGACGAGCCAGGCACGGCUGCCUGUCCUAACGGCAGCUUCCACUGCACCAACACUGGCUAUAAGCCCCUGUAUAUCCCCUCCAACCGGGUCAACGAUGGUGUUUGUGACUGCUGCGAUGGAACAGACGAGUACAACAGCGGCAUCGUCUGUGAGAACACCUGCAAAGAGAAGGGCCGUAAGGAGAGGGAGUCCCUUCAGCAGAUGGCCGAGGUCACCCGCGAGGGGUUCCGCCUGAAGAAGAUCCUUAUUGAGGACUGGAAGAAGGCGCGGGAGGAGAAGCAGAAAAAGCUCAUUGAGCUCCAGGCUGGGAAGAAGUCUCUGGAGGACCAGGUGGAGACGUUGCGGACAGUGAAGGAAGAAGCCGAGAAGCCAGAGAAAGAGGCCAAAGAGCAGCACCAGAGGCUGUGGGAAGAGCAGCUGGCUGCCGCCAAGGUCCAACGGGAGCAGGAGCUGGCGGCUGAUGCCUUCCAGGAGCUGGAUGACGACAUGGACGGGACGGUCUCAGUGACCGAGCUGCAGACUCAUCCAGAGCUGGACACAGAUGGGGACGGGGUGUUGUCGGAAGCGGAAGCUCAGGCCCUCCUCAGUGGGGACACACAGACAGACGCCACGUCUUUCUUCGACCGCGUCUGGGCCGCCAUCAGGGACAAGUACCGGUCCGAGGCACUGCCCACUGACCUUCCAGCACCUUCUGCCCCUGACUUGACGGAGCCCAAGGAGGAGCAGCCACCAGUGCCCUCGCCACCCACAGAAGAGGAGGAGGAGGAGGAGGAAGAAGAGGAGGCUGAAGAAGAAGAGGAGGAGGAGGAGGAUUCCGAGGUGCAGGGGGAGCAGCCCAAGGAGGCCCUGCUGCCACUGGCACCCCCGCAGCCGGCCAGCCCUGCCGAGGAAGACAAGAUGCCGCCGUACGACGAGCAGACGCAGGCCUUCAUCGAUGCUGCCCAGGAGGCCCGCAACAAGUUCGAGGAGGCCGAGCGGUCGCUGAAGGACAUGGAGGAGUCCAUCAGGAACCUGGAGCAAGAGAUUUCUUUUGACUUUGGCCCCAAUGGGGAGUUUGCCUACCUGUACAGCCAGUGCUACGAGCUCACCACCAACGAGUACGUCUACCGCCUCUGCCCCUUCAAGCUUGUCUCGCAGAAACCCAAACUUGGGGGCUCUCCCACCAGCCUCGGCACCUGGGGCUCCUGGGCUGGCCCUGAGCACGACAGGUUCAGUGCCAUGAAGUAUGAGCAAGGCACGGGCUGCUGGCAGGGCCCCAACCGCUCCACCACCGUGCGCCUCCUAUGCGGGAAAGAGACCAUGGUGACCAGCACCACGGAGCCCAGUCGCUGUGAGUACCUCAUGGAGCUGAUGACGCCGGCCGCCUGCCUGGAGCCACCGCCUGAAGCACCCACCGAAGACGACCAUGACGAGCUCUAGCUGGAUGGGCGCAGAGAACCUCAAGAAGGCAUGAAGCCAGCCCCUGCAGUGCCGUCCACCAGCCCCGUGUCCGGGGCUGCCUGUGGCUCUGUUGCCCUCCUCUGUGGGGGCAGGACUUUGUGGGGCUUCGUGCCCUGUUCUGGGGCCCAAGCAAUGCUGGUCCACAUUCCCAGGCCCCAGCGGCCUCCAAAGAUGGGUAAAGGAGCUUGCCCUCCCUGGGCCCCCCACCUUGGUGACUCACCCCACCACCCCUAGCCCUGUCCCUGCCACUCCUCCUGGUGGGGACCAGUGAAUGACUUGACCUGUGACCUCAAUACAAUAAAUGUGACCCCCCACCCAAA